UACGGAUGCCUUGUGAGGCGGGGCAGUGCGCGGCGUCCGUAGUGCGAACCAUGGGAGGCGGCUGGUGGUGGGCUCGGGCUGCCCGCCUGGCCCGACUACGCUUCCGGGGGGCGCUGCUGCCGCCUCCGCGGCCCCGGAGCGGGGGAUCCCGGGGGUCCUUUGCCCCCGGCCACGGCCCCCGCGCCGGGGCUUCGCCGCCCCCCGUGUCCGAGUUGGACCGAGCGGACGCCUGGCUCCUCCGGAAGGCGCAUGAGACAGCUUUCCUCUCCUGGUUUCGAAAUGGCCUCCUGGCAUCGGGCAUCGGGGUCAUCUCCUUUAUGCAGAGUGACAUGGGUCGGGAAGCUGCCUACGGCUUCUUCCUGCUGGGCGGCCUGUGCGUGGUGUGGGGCGGUGCCUCCUACAUGGUGGGCCUGGCAGCGCUGCGGGGGCCCAUGCAGCUCUCGCUGGGGGGCGCAGCGGCGGGCGUGGGCGCUGUGCUGGCUGCUGGCCUGCUCUGGGCCUGUGCUGUCGGCCUCUACAUGGGCCAGCUGGAGCUGGAUGUGGAACUGGUGCCCGAGGACGAUGGGACGGCCACUGCCGAAGGCCCCGACGAAGCGGGCCGGCCACCGCCCGAGUGAGCAACGGCCACGGGGAAUGGCCGGGUGCUGGACGGCCUGGGUCCAAGGACCAGGACAUUAAAACCUGACCCUUCCCUCGC
This is a messenger RNA of Pteronotus mesoamericanus, 697 nucleotides long. RefSeq names its product transmembrane protein 160 (gene TMEM160). The coding region runs from base 6 to 617 and encodes 203 amino acids. The transcript has 3 exons. NCBI's taxonomy places the organism in Eukaryota, Metazoa, Chordata, Mammalia, Chiroptera, Mormoopidae. The record is from RefSeq and is a predicted model, not a curated record.